AUGUCGAAGCGAGGACAUGGUGGGUCCUCCGGAGCGAAAUUCCGGAUUUCCCUGGGUCUUCUUCCGGUAGGAGCUGUGAUCAACUGUGCUGACGAUACAGGAGCCAAAAAUUUGUAUAUCAUCUCUGUGAAGGGAAUCAAGGGAGGACUGAACAGACUUCCUGCUGCUGGUGUGGGCGACAUGGUGAUGGCCACAGUUAAGAAAGGCAAACCAGAACUAAGAAAAAAGGUCCAUCCAGCGGUGGUAAAUCGACAACGAAAGUCGUAUCGGAGAAAAGAUGAGGUGUUUCUUUAUUUUGAAGACAAUGCAGGAGUCAUAGUAAACAAUAAAGGCGAGAUGAAAGGUUCUGCUAUCACAGGUCCAGUCGCAAAGGAAUGUGCAGACUUGUGGCCCAGGAUUGCAUCCAAUGCAGGCAGCAUUGCAUGAUUCUCUGGUGUAUUUGUAAAAUAUUCAUUAAAAAGU
Messenger RNA from Peromyscus eremicus (cactus mouse), 462 nucleotides. Its product is annotated as large ribosomal subunit protein uL14-like. NCBI's taxonomy places the organism in Eukaryota, Metazoa, Chordata, Mammalia, Rodentia, Cricetidae. The record is from RefSeq and is a predicted model, not a curated record. The transcript has a single exon. Gene Ontology annotation, molecular function: structural constituent of ribosome; large ribosomal subunit rRNA binding. Gene Ontology annotation, cellular component: ribosome; cytosolic large ribosomal subunit. Gene Ontology annotation, biological process: translation. Bases 1 to 426 code for a protein of 141 amino acids.